Messenger RNA from Ictalurus punctatus (channel catfish), 6639 nucleotides. It is a transcript of the gene lrrc8ab, whose product is annotated as leucine rich repeat containing 8 VRAC subunit Ab. Gene Ontology annotation, molecular function: protein binding. The transcript is spliced from 4 exons. Lineage: Eukaryota; Metazoa; Chordata; Actinopteri; Siluriformes; Ictaluridae. Bases 474 to 2846 code for a protein of 790 amino acids. The record is from RefSeq and is a predicted model, not a curated record.
UGGGGGUGAAACGACACUGAGAAGAAAGAAGAGCGGCUCUUUCCAGUUUAUUCCCGUCUCCAGCGGUGCCUUUUUUUUAAAGGGAUAAAUAACCUGACGGGAAAAAAAUAUCUUUGAUGAUCAAAUUUGACCAAAUAUGAUAAUCAAAAAUACAAAUCCCGGAAAUCUGUGCUUCAUCCUGACACGCCGGCCUGUGAUGAGUGCAGAUUCCUGACUGACCAUGUGCGCUGUUAGGUAACAUAACGGCGCACAGAGGAGCCACUGCUGAGCCUCUGCCCCUCCCAAAGACAAACAGGAUCUGAACUUUGGGGUCAUGGACUCCCUUUCCAUAGCGAGAAGAGACAAUUCUUGAGUGUUAUUAGCGGAAGCGGUUAAUAAUAGCUGACAAGAAAGCCAAAUUGUUCUCUUGGUGGAGCCUUGUUCUUACAUAUGAAGCCAGAACAGAGAGGCACCGCAUCAUCCUCUGAUCAACAAUGAUUCCCAUCACCGAGUUGCGGUACUUUGUGGAUACUCAGCCUGCGUACCGCAUUUUGAAGCCGUGGUGGGAUGUAUUCACAGACUAUCUGUCUGUCGUGAUGCUGAUGAUCGCAGUGUUUGGAGGAACCUUGCAAGUCACCCAGGACAAGAUGAUCUGCCUGCCUUGCAAAUGGGUAGUAAACGAAACCUGUCGAAAGUAUUUCGAGGCUGCUUUUGAACCACAGGGAAUCCGAUACGACCUUGACAGACACCAGUACAACUACGUUGAUGCUGUGUGCUAUGAAAACAAGCUUCACUGGUUUGCUAAGUAUUUUCCAUAUUUGGUGCUGCUGCACACACUGAUCUUCCUGGCUUGCAGCAACUUUUGGUUCAAGUUCCCUUGGACUAGUUCCAAACUGGAACAUUUUGUCUCCAUUCUUUUGAAGUGUUUUGAUUCUCCAUGGACCACACGAGCAUUGUCUGAGACAGUGGUUGAGGAAAGUGAUCCUAAAGCUCUAGGGAAAAUGAACGGCUCAAUUGACAAAAAGGCAUCGUGUGUGAGUGAAGAUGUGGAGGCCAGUGUUUCCAUGCUGUCCACCACCAAGUUUCGAUUUGACCAGGGGAUUGUCGACCACUCUGAAAACGGCGUCCUGGACAAAAAAGAGGGUGAACAGGCUAAGGCAUUGUUUGAAAAGGUUAAGAAAUUUAGGCUUCAUGUUGAGGAAGGAGACAUAGUCUACAGGCUUUACAUCCGACAAACAAUUAUCAAAGUUGUUAAAUUCAUCCUUAUCAUCUGUUACACUGGUUACUACGUCCACAAUAUUCAAUUCAGUGUUGAUUGUAGUGUAGACAUUGAAAAUCUUACUGGUUAUCAGAUGUUUAAUUGCGCCCAUCCACUUGCCACACUUUUCAAAAUCCUGGCAUGCUUCUACAUAAGUCUUGUUGUUGUGUAUGGGAUGAUCUGCAUGUACACACUCAGCUGGAUGCUCCGGCGUUCCCUCAAGAAAUACUCCUUUGAGUCUAUCAGAGAAGAGAGCAGCUACAGUGACAUUCCAGAUGUGAAGAAUGACUUUGCCUUCAUGUUACACAUGAUUGACCAGUAUGAUCCCCUCUACUCAAAGCGCUUUGCUGUCUUCCUCUCAGAAGUCAGCGAAAACAAACUUCGCCAGCUUAACCUCAACAACGAGUGGACACUGGAGAAGCUUCGACAAAGAAUCACGAAGAACUCUCAAGAGAAGUUAGAGCUGCAUCUGUUUAUGCUUAGUGGAAUUCCGGAUACAGUCUUCGACUUGCUGGAGCUGGAGGUUCUUAAGUUGGAGCUUAUCCCUGAUAUCACCAUCCCACCCAUUAUCGCCCAGCUCAUAAACCUGAGCGAGAUGUGGUUGUAUCACACCCCGGCUAAAAUAGAAGCACCAGCACUUGCGUUUUUGAGAGAAAAUCUGAAAUCCUUGCACAUAAAGUUCACUGACAUCAAGGAAAUACCUCUUUGGAUCUACAGUUUGAAGAACCUGACCGAGCUGCAGCUUACAGGGAAUCUCAGUGCUGAGAACAAUCGCUACAUUGUGAUUGAUGGACUGCGAGAACUAAAAGGUCUCAAGGUUCUUAGACUGAAGAGCAACCUGACUAAACUGCCACAGGUCGUCACUGACGUUGGGAUGCACCUGCAAAAGCUCUCCAUCAACAACGAGGGCACCAAACUGAUGGUUCUUAAUAGCCUGAAGAAGAUGGUGAAUCUGACGGAGCUGGAGCUCAUUCGCUGCGACUUGGAGCGCAUCCCCCAUUCCAUCUUCAGCCUCCACAACCUGCAGGAGAUCGAUCUGAAGGACAACAACCUGAAGACCAUCGAGGAAAUCAUCAGCUUUCAGCAUCUUUAUCGACUCGUGUGCCUGAAACUGUGGUACAACAAGAUUGCCUACAUCCCUAUCCAGAUAGGCACUUUGACCAACCUUGAGCGUCUAUACCUGAACCGGAACAAGAUUGAGAAAAUCCCAAGUCAGCUGUUUUUCUGUCGCAAGCUGAGGUAUCUUGAUUUAAGUUACAACAAUCUAUCGAACAUCCCAGCUGACAUCGGGAGUCUUCAAAAUCUGCAGUAUUUCGCUGUAACUGCAAACAGGAUUGAGAAGCUUCCUCCUGAGCUGUUCCAGUGUAAGAAGCUGCGCACACUGAACUUGGGGAAUAACUACCUACAGUCUUUGCCAUCUCGUUUCGGUGAGCUGGUCAACCUGACGCAGCUGGAGCUCAGAGGGAACGGGCUUGAGUGUCUGCCUGUGGAGCUGGGAGAGUGUAAACUGCUGAAGCGCAGCGGCCUGAUCGUCGAGGAGGCUAUUUUCAAUACCCUUCCCACUGAGGUCAAAGAGCAGCUCUGGAGGGCUGAAAAAGAGGCAGCGUGAGAGCAGUACACGUAUGAAACACACAGCUGUAUUUGAAUCCAGAGCUGUAUGGAGAAAAAGAGCACAUGGCGUCAUAGAGCAGAGUUUCAACAUUCAGGACAAGAUCUAAAGCAACAGUUCUUAAUAACCAGUGGUGGAAAGAGUACAAAACACACUGACUUGAGUAAAAGUACUGGCACUCUAGUAAUAAGUCACUUGAGUAAAAGUAGUCAUAAAGAAAGUUACUCAAAAAUGUUUUCUUUUCUAUUCUGUUCUUAUGUUAACUAACCAAGUGAACGAUGCUGAAGUGAACACACUUCGUUUAUUAAUAGUGUGUAAAGAAAGGUAAUGUUAGCAGCUAAAUGCUGAGCUGGCUAGGUUCAUUACCUGGCUAGUUAACGUUAAAGAUACCCCUUACAAACUUUCCUGAGUGUUACCUAAAGGCAGGGGAUUCAAACUCAAAUUCUGCCUGGGCCACAUCAGCAUUGUGUGAGUCCUCGAAGGGCCAUAAUGUAAGGCUAUAAAUUAUUUUUAACUUAUUAUUAAUUCCAUCAACUACCCCUAUUAACCAAGGCAUGGAAAUGAUAUAACAUUAACAAAGAGAUUUAAUAAUAUUUUAAUAAUAACUCACACUGCCUUAUCUCUGCUAAGAACAUGUCCUUAGUCUACCAUCUCUCUUGUCUUUGUGCUACAUUUAACUUUUUUUUCCCCCUCAGUAUACCUGUAUGUCUCUACACUGCCUGAUAUUUUCAGGAUUAGGAGUCACAAUUUUUUUACACUUGGAUCUGACUUUAUCAAAUUUCAGCAGAUUUUAACCAGAGUUUCAGCGCUGUGACACGUGAACCCAUGCACACCGUACAGUGUAGCAUGCCGAAUAUGAGCGGAUUCUGGUGUAAAUUCUAGGUAUAGUGGAAAUAUGAAUUAGUAGAGUACUACAGGCUGUUUUAGUAUUAUUUUUUGCAAGGUCACCCGAACAGAAUGAAACGAGACAGCCUGCUGUGUUCGGCUCAUGGGCUUUGAGUUUGCCAAGGGCUAUAACCCAUAGCAGCACUUAGAUAUAUUUAACAACAGGCAAUCACUGCCAAACACUGAAAUGACAUCUUAGGAUUUCAUAUUGUAAAACAUCUGGCUAGCUAGUCUACAGUAGCUCACUCGGCUAGGAAAUGGCUUAUCUGUGCAUGUUUCUGGUGUUUGGGUGUUGAGCUGUGAAUGACGAUAUCUCCACAGGUUUUGGCUAAUCAUUUACAGAUCAUAAUCGGACUGUUUCCUUAGACGUGUUUAACACUGAAGAUAACUGAUAAAUUGGGGCAGGGAUGCUCAUCUGCUUCCACUGUCCCUACUGUUCCAGACAUUACUGCUGCUGACUAAAGCACUUGUCACCUGAAGUGUAGACAUUUUGGCAGAAUACUGCUUUAUUUUGAUUUAGUCUCAAAAUUUAAUUAUAUAAAAUUUGCACCUACUGUCAUUCCACUGACUUGCAGUCUUUUGGAGUUAAAUUCAUUAUUAUUAUUAUUAUUAUUAUUAUUUUAUUUUAACUGAAAAUAAAGCAACAAAGUUUAAUAUUUUAAUAAUAUUUAGAAAAAAAUAUAUAAUCAAAAUGAGUACUGUUACAGUGAACCAUGUACUCGAGUACUGUAAUUAUGUACAUGUACUUUCCACCCCUGGUUAAAUAGUAUGAAGAAAAUAUGUUGCAUUAAGCAGCAUAGUAAAGUAAAGCUGGAAGCACUGAAAGCACCGAGCUCUCUCUUCUUUUGGGGGUCUGGAUUCAGAAUUAAUAGAGCCAGGUAAAAAAAAAAAAAAAGAAAGAAAGAAAAGUGCAGCUCCUCUUUAUUCUCCAUCGUGUUGAUAUACCAUUUAAAAUGAGAGCAUAUAUCUACACUUUUGGUAAAUUAACGUGUCAUGAGCACUUUAUGGUCUUGAUUGUGAAGAUUGAUCACAGUUUAUGACCUUUACAGGACUGCUUAGAAAUGUAAAUCGGAAGUCUAAAAUUACAUACUGGGACUUAUUUACAACUUACAAACAUAUGAUAAACUUUGCUAAUAGGAACUAUUAUCCAUUCAUUAUGUCUAAAUGCAUGCAAGAACUAAGUGUUUGUGGAUACAUGGUGUGUGUGUGUGUGUGUGUGUGUGUGUGUGUGUGUACACUUAAUAUAACCUGACUAUCAUAGCACUGUAACUGGUUAUAAAGCCAUUUUUAACAACUACGUUAUAAAUGUCAGACAUUCUGUUAUGUGGAAGGGGUCUGUACCACAGGGUUAAACAUAUUUAUUCAGUGCACUUAAUUAUCGUUUCUGCAGUGAAACCUUAAUUCAUUGAAAAGCAGCAGUCGAGCCACCAGUUCAUACACUGUUCGUAUUUGUGAUGUAAAAUGUGCCACUUUGUUCUACAGUGUGUGUGUGUGAGUGUGUGUUUUAUCUCUCUGCAAUUGUAUGCGAGACUCGGGUCAGUAUUCUGUGUACUGUAAGUGUUAUCGGAGCGUUUGCAUGUUUACAGCACUCGAUUUAACAAUGCAAAUACGACAAACAAGCUGAAACUCAUAUUUAUGAGUGUUCAUGUACACACAUCUUUCUACCGUAUAUUACAUGUGGGAGAAUGAUUUCUCAUAGAAGAAAAUGUAGGGGUUUUUUUUGUUACAUUUUGUUUUUCAGUGUCAAAAUGAUGCUUUCACCUGUGCAUUAUUGUACAAUGUUGAAGGGCAAUUUGUCAACCAGAGGCUCUGUUCCUCGGUGUUCAUGUUUAGUGUUUCACAUUUAGUGUUGCACUUAACAUCAAUGUAAUUCACAACGUAUAAUUUCGUUUCUGAAUGACGGAAAAUGCACUGCUGAUGAGACAAUCGGAAACAUUUCGUGAAGUGCCCUGCGCUCCGCUGGCUUUGUUCAUUUUUAUUUGAACUUGUUCUAGCCCACUUUAAUAGAACGAAUGCUGUAGAUUAUGUAGCACUGACUUUUCGUGUAGCAAGUUAAGCUGUUUCUUUCAUACCUUUUUCCAGAAUUUUUUUUUCAGUUGUGUUUUAUGUUACCUCAGUGUUGAAUUUGUGUUAGUACAAUACACAGUUUCCUACAGGUUUCCCAGAGUUUUACAGUUUAAAAGUAUUACUCAGGUAAAUUCCACUCAGCUUCAUACUGACUGGUUCAUGAAUCUGUUUUUUUUCCCCCUAAGUGAUUAAGUAAAGGAUAUUCAUGCAGUGCCAUUUCUAAUACAGAAUAUUUGACUACUUGUUCACUUUUUUUCAUGUACAAUGUUUUCUUUUUAAUGGAUUAUCAUGUAACUAUACUGCCACCUAUAAUCAUCUUUCUCUGGUGAUGUUAAUGGUUAUAGUGAAGUGCAUAAAGACGUACAGACCGCUGGCUCCAGAAUGAUCUUAAUCAAGUCCACCAAACUCUUUCUAUAUGAUUUUAUAGUUUUAGACAUUUAAUAGUUUAGGUGAAUAAUCUGUAGCUACACAGACUGCUCUUGGCAUUUGAAUGUGAGUAAUUCUACACGUCCGGUUUUAUUGCGGUGUAGUAAAUUUCUCUAGCUGACUAAAAGCAAUAUGAUUGCUUGUACAUUGUUUUUUACCUCUGGGUAGUUUUUGUUCUUCCAUUUUGACCCAGGUCCUUGUUGGUUGGCACAAAUAUGAAAACAUGCUUGAUUUGCCUAAACAGCACCAACUAGUGUAACAAUAUUAGAUAUCAUGUUCAUGUACAUUUUAUUGAUCUGGCAUCAGUGUGUGGAUCUUUACAUCCUAAACUGUUUAAUUACUGAUUUACUUGUCAUGAUGUGGUAAAUUUCUCAUUCGCACCAGAUUGAAAUUUAAUAAACUCAAAUGUAAUGAA